Messenger RNA from Syzygium oleosum, 1176 nucleotides. RefSeq names its product zinc finger transcription factor YY1-like. The record is from RefSeq and is a predicted model, not a curated record. Lineage: Eukaryota; Viridiplantae; Streptophyta; Magnoliopsida; Myrtales; Myrtaceae. The transcript has a single exon. The coding region runs from base 474 to 821 and encodes 115 amino acids.
AGAUUGGGUUCCACAUAUCCUAUUAUGAUUUUCAGUUUCAAAGCCAUGUGUGAUACAUGAUUAUUGCCCAAGUCGCUAAGUUGAUUAGUUAAGCACGAUCCAAAAGGAAAUUAACUUGCAAAGUGGGAGUUCUUCAUUUUUCUGAUAAAUAUUGGUCAACUUGGAAACAUUGGGAAAUCUAAGUUUUGAUUACUAUGCUAGGGGCUACUUUAGUUCUAAGUGUCAUUGAUUUAAUUGACUUUGAAUCUGUGACUAUGACUUUCUACCUAAUUCCACAGAAUGCGGCAGUUGAGGUGACGAAGUACACACCACCUCCGGAGAAGAUCACUACUAAAGCUUCUAAGCCUUCCAGCUGAGCUUAUGGGUCGGCAUCAUCUGACCGCCCUUAUGCUUGUCCAUAUGAGACGUGUGACAAGGCUUAUAUUCAUGAGUACAAGCUCAAACUUCACUUGAGAAGAGAGCAUCCCGAGUACAUGGCUGAUGAGAAUGCUGAGAAUGCCACACGCAAUGCAGAUCAUGAAAUGGACGAAGCUAGUGAUCAAGAAAAUUACAGCAGAAAGCGCACCAACGGGAAAAGCCAGAAACAGAGCAGACAGAAACUGAACUUGAAGACCCCCCCAGCAAAGUCCGCUAAGAGGAAGGGUGCCGCCAGCCCUACUCCCGUAGCUUUGAAUGUGAUGAAGAAACCGUGGCCAGUUAAAGAAGACAUAUACGAGGAAGAAGAUAGUGAAGAGACGGAAGAGGACCAAGAGAAUGUGGAGGGAUGGAGAUAUGCAGAAAACAACGAGGAGGACGAUGAAGAGACCGAGUAUGAAGACUAGCGAGCUUUCUGCAGCAACAUAUGUAUUUAGAGGAAGGAUGGGUUUAUGAGGAGACGAGGAUAUCAAGAUUAGACCUAGAGGAUGCUGCCAUUAGCUCCACUGUGAAGCUCGAUUGCACUCUCUCUCCAUUACUCGCGGUUCCUCAAUGAGCCGCAUUCAUGUGUCAUAACAAAUCUGCAGCAGCAUUGUCGUAGGCAUUUUUCGACUUAAAUGGAUAGUGCAUAGAACCCUAAUUAUGAAACCCAGCUAACGGCCAAACUGAGAUUGUGUCCAUCAGCAAAAAUUGUUUUCGUAGACGGUCAAGGGGAUUGUUCUGAAUCAAAUGAAAGCAAGGGAGGAUUUCGUAUUGGGAGUA